GUUAGACAAUUUCAUCAAAUUCAACCAAAUUACUGGAGAAACGUUUGUAUGUCUGUUGUGAUUUUUCGAAAAACAGAUAUUUCAUAAUGAUGAUGUGAUUACCUGAUAGCAGAUGCCUCGAGAUUUGUCAAGAUCACGGUCUCGGUCGCCCUCGUAUAGGUGUAGACAUUCGCCAUCUCCUGUUAGGCAUAAGCAUGGGAGGAGGAGCCGGAGGGACAGAAGCCAGUCGCCAUAUUCAUCUUAUUCUUAUAGCAGAAGAAAGAGUCGUUCCAUUAGUCCACGGCGCUACAAAAGCCGUUCUCCAACUGCAAGACUUCAUAAAAAUCGUUCUUCGACUCUAAAGCGUUAUAAGAGGCAAAGAAGUAGGAGUUCUUCAUUGUCUCUUACUCAUAAAUCAUCUAGCCCAAAUCUUGGGUCAAUAGAUCGCAAAAAUGCUAGUGAGAAACUGAAAAAAGAAGAUGAGGACAGGAAAAGGCAUCAACAAGAAGCAGAAUUGAAACUCAUUGAAGAAGAGACUGCUAGGAGAGUGGAAGAAGCGAUUCAAAAAAAAGUUGAAGAGAGCUUGAACUCUGAGGGAAUCAAGCAGGAAAUUCAGAAGCGGUUAGAGGAGGGACGGAGAAGACUUAAUGAUGAAGUUGCAGCUCAACUUGAAAAAGAGAAGGAAGAAGCCCUUUUCGAGGCUAGGCAAAAAGAGGAGCAAGUUCGAAAAGAGAAAGAGGAGUUAGAAAAGAUGCUUGAAGAGAAUCGGAAAAGGGUGGAAGAAGCUCAGAGAAGGGAAGCACUGGAACAGCAGCGGAGGGAGGAGGAAAGAUACCGGGAGUUAGAGGAGCUUCAAAGACAAAAGGAAGAGGCAAUGAAGAGGAAGAAGCAGCAGGAGGAGGAAGAACGUUUGAAUCAGAUGAAGUUAUUGGGAAAGAACAAAUUGCGACCGAAGUUGUCUUUCGCUCUAGGCUCAAAAUGAUUGAAUUGGAGAAGAAGUUGGUUUAAGUUUGUGUUUUUAAUUUGGGUUGUUGAUUUGUGAUUUUAAUUAGGGUGAUUAUGUUCAUCAAACCUUGGUAGCAGCAUUGUAUUUUGGUAGCAGCUCACUGCUUUCUUGGAUGAAUAGACAACAAAUGUGUAAAAGAAUUGUGUAAAAAAAGUAGAAUAGGACUGAAGAAGCAAUGGUAAGAAGAGAUGGAUAUA
Hibiscus syriacus is the source of this 1182-nucleotide messenger RNA. RefSeq lists its product as uncharacterized. Lineage: Eukaryota; Viridiplantae; Streptophyta; Magnoliopsida; Malvales; Malvaceae. Gene Ontology annotation, molecular function: cadherin binding. The record is from RefSeq and is a predicted model, not a curated record. The transcript is spliced from 6 exons. Bases 113 to 961 code for a protein of 282 amino acids. Gene Ontology annotation, cellular component: mitochondrion; nucleoplasm.